This is a messenger RNA of Juglans microcarpa x Juglans regia, 483 nucleotides long. RefSeq names its product thioredoxin H-type-like. The coding region runs from base 118 to 477 and encodes 119 amino acids. The transcript has 3 exons. The record is from RefSeq and is a predicted model, not a curated record. Gene Ontology annotation, molecular function: protein-disulfide reductase activity. Lineage: Eukaryota; Viridiplantae; Streptophyta; Magnoliopsida; Fagales; Juglandaceae.
GAAGGGUAGCUUCCUUGUGCGAGUCUUUUUAUUUCCUGAGUAACGUUUUUAAAGUGCGAAAGAAGGCUGAUCCUUUUAUAGAAACGCUGGGCGGCCCGACAGCGUGAUCCUUUCGAAAUGGCAGCAGAAGAGGGACAAGUGAUUGGUGUGCACACUGUGGAGGCCUGGAGCGAGCAGCUCCAGAAGGGCAAUGACUCCAACAAACUGAUAGUGGUUGAUUUCACCGCGUCCUGGUGCGGACCAUGCCGCUUCAUUGCACCGUUCCUGGCAGAGCUUGCCAAGAAAUUGCCGGAUGUCACAUUUCUCAAAGUGGAUGUGGAUGAACUGAAGUCUGUAGCCCAAGACUGGGCUGUGGAGGCAAUGCCAACUUUCAUGUUUCUGAAAGAGGGGAAGAUUGUGGACAAGGUGGUGGGAGCAAAGAAAGAAGAACUGCAGCAGACUAUUGCAAAGCACGUGGCUACAGCACAAGCCUCCUAAUAAUCC